Messenger RNA from Ahaetulla prasina, 2009 nucleotides. It is a transcript of the gene DNAI7, whose product is annotated as dynein axonemal intermediate chain 7. NCBI's taxonomy places the organism in Eukaryota, Metazoa, Chordata, Lepidosauria, Squamata, Colubridae. The transcript has 11 exons. Gene Ontology annotation, molecular function: microtubule binding; beta-tubulin binding. The coding region runs from base 35 to 1849 and encodes 604 amino acids. Gene Ontology annotation, cellular component: axoneme. The record is from RefSeq and is a predicted model, not a curated record.
AGACCCAACAGUCCCCCAGGAAAUCAAUACUUUUAUGAGUUUGUGGCUAGAAGAGACCCAGAACGAUAUUACGACGGUGGUCGAGAAAGGCAGCAAAGUGCUGGAACUCAUUACCAAGUUAGAAAUGUACGUAUUGGAGACGCCAUUUGAAGAGCUCACUGUUCAGGAUGUCCUUCAGUACCAGGAGACCAUUGGACUUUUGCAGAACUUGCUUCGUCAUAAAUAUAACCAAGCCACAGAACAUCUACUGAAGCAAGCCAGCAAUUAUGGAGAAUCCGAAAGUGGAAAUAUGGAACUUGUCAUGAAAGAGAAGGACAUUACGCUGUGCCUUUGGGCCAAUCUCAAGAAGAACGCAAGAUUCCGGAACCAAUUAUUUUACGAUGAGAACCAGCAACCCUGCCAUGGGUUUGAACUUCCCAAGGCGCUGACCACCUGCGAUGUGGCCGUACGCAUCUUGCACACCUGUUAUGACCAUUUGUCGCCUUUGCACGAUUUCCCCAAAGAACUCCCGAAGCUGGACCUCCCAUCGGCCGAAGGGAUGACUCAGCCCAGUGCGGAGACCGAAGUCCAAAAUGAAGAGCAGGAGGCCCUGAAAGUCGUUUCUGAUAUCAAAACAGAAGCCUCAGCGAGAACCAUGACCUUCAGCGAUGUCUUCAGUUAUUCAGAAAGAAGAAGGAGCAGCAGCUCCCGGGACUCUGGAAGUAGAGAAGAUCAUUACACCAAAAGUUCCUUUUUCCUUCGGUCCACCUCCAGAGCUCAUGUUUCAGCCCUGCGGCUCUUUGAUAUCAGUGAAGUGGAUAUCCUUGAAGAUUACACGGUGGAUUUGCACCAGUUCAUGUCAGUGGGAGGCGUCUACCACUGCGAUUUGCUGAAGCUCCCACCCCAAGCCAAGCAAGUCAAAGGAUGGACCAUCGUGGAAGUCUUGGAUACAGGUUUGGAGACUUACCCCUACACUGCGACCUGUGAGGACUCCGAAGACAACUCUGGGGUGACUGUGGGAAUCACGAUCCAUCUUUCCGAUGCUGUGAUCUAUUUUGAAGAGCCACUGAUAGCAAGAUGGGAUCAUCGAGAGAAACACUGGAGAACCGAUGACAUUGGGGAGGUGGUCUACAGCAUGAAAGAGAAGGAGAUCUCCUUUAGAAUGAACGGCUUCUUUACCGUCACGUUCCUUCAGGAUGCUCACCUCAACAUGCCGUAUCAAGCCUGGGAGCUCCAGCCUAUAGGGCCCGACAAAGCUAUUUUUACUGUCCUCACCACCUUUGCUGAAGUCCAGAUCCAUAUCAAGGACAAUCAAUGCAUGAUCUACUCUGUGGCGACAGUGGAAGAUUCUGACCUGCUUAUGGGGCUGAGAGAAAAAUGGAUGACGCCCAUGGCCCUCCUGAUGGCACUGAAGAGAGCCGGCAUGAACAUCUUCCCCGCUGAAUACUCCACAAAUUAUGUCAGCGUGAACAAAAAAACGCUCUUGGCAGAAAUCAUGGUUUAUCAGCAAAUGUCUCUUGUUGCAACCUCUUUUGCCUUUGGCUGGAGCAAGUGGAACCUGAAGAGUGGAGAGAAUAAUCUGGUCUUUAAGGCCUGUGAACAUCUGACCGAAGAAGACCAGAUCCAAGAAGAAGAAUGGGCUCUUUACAUGUUCAACGGCCAAAGAGCUCAGAAGCUGGCGAUCGACGAAGACAGCGAUGCUUUCUCCAAGAACAUUGCAGAAGGCUCCGAGUUCCACUCCACUCUCUAUCAUCUCUUGAAAGAUACUGGGAGCGAAGAUGCCAUGGACCGCGUCAGACAGAGCAACUACCUCUUCAUCGAUGCCGUCUACCAACUGCUCCUUGCUACCAGGGUGCUGACAUAUUCCUGACACGCCAAAAGCCGCUUUAAGAACUUUUAUUGAGUUCAAGACACUCCAGUCAAUAAUGAGGUGGAAGAAAUUGCAUUUCGGACAUCUUUUUUAAAAAAGAAAAAUAAAUAAAUAAGCCAUUUAUGGAUAGACUACAUGCCCUGGAAAAAAAAAAUUUUUU